AUGAGUGGGCAGAUCCCCGGCUGCAGCCCCGUCGCAAGGUCAGAAGUCAACUGCGAAGUGCAAGUAUCGGACACUGAUUGCAUGUCACGACUCGGCAGGCGUUGCGAGUCCGAGGGAGGGCCAAGAGGAGCCGGUCACGGGCGUGGGCACUGGGGCGCUGCUGGCCCCGGGACUUCCGCUCGUCAGCCUGCUGGUCCAAGGGAUGACGACGGAACUCCGCUAAUUCGGCUCCUGGUGCUCGGGGGGCACGGCGUCGGGAAAUCAGCUGUGACUGUACGAUAUUUAACGCGGAGGUUUAUAGGGGAAUACAAAUCACAAGUAGACAUCAUCUACAGACAAACUUUGGAAGUAGACGGAGUAAAAGUUCAUCUUGAAAUUAUCGACAUUUCUUCAAGACCGGGAGAUGACACACUUCCGACCCUCGAGAUCUGCCAGUGUGACUGCUACCUUGUCGUCUACAGCGUGGCAGACCGACGGACGUUUGUCACAGCCAAUCAGCUGCUCCACGCCAUAUUCAAGCUCCGGCCCAACAUGCCUUUUCCAACAAUAACUCUCUUGGGGAAUAAGCAAGAUUUAGAACAUUCAAGACAGGUGGCACCGGAAGAAGGUGAGAUCGUCUCCCGGUCUUUUGGCUGCGCGUUUUCCGAAGUGUCCGUGGCAGAGACAAGCGAGGACAUCAUUCCCAUCUUUACCUCGCUCAUAAGAAGAGCUAGAAUGGCGUCCUUUCUGUGCCCCCAUUCUCCUAGGAAUGUCCCGGACCAAACUCGCACAUGCUCUUGUUCAUACCAUAAAUCCUUCCAGAACAACAGCAACGGUUGUAGACACUGCCGCUGCUCUAACGUGUCGCUUGGUGGAUGCGCGUCCACUGGAAGAGCCAGCGGUCAUUCCGGCAAGUACGCGACCAAAGAAAUAAAUGGGAAUGCUCUAAAGGAUGGCGAGCUGACCGCCGGUGAGAAGUGCAAGUGUAACAGGAAGCCUCACCGAAAAACAAGUAGAUCGAACAGUAAGAAACUAGCUGUCCGCUCGUUCAGUUCUCCGGUUUCAAAAUCAGGAACAGUCAGUGAUCGAGAUCGCAUAAUCUCAUUUCAGAGAAAUGCGUCAAACGUUUCCCUAUCGCAAACAUUUCGCGUAAGAGAAUCUAAAAUCCAUCAGGGUACUAAAACAAGAGAAAAAGACGAAGAAAACUAUCAAAAAAUAAAGGUCCCACAGACCGGUAAUUUCACGGUUCUCUAUCGUUCUCUUAGUUCGCCAGACUCGUGGCCGGAAUUGUUCGCUGUUCGAAAGCUUCCUGAUCUGGAAACGGACCAAAACUCGAAUGCCAUCCCCAGAACGGCCCAGGAACCGAGAUUACUGACGAGAGGCAGGUCGUUCAUAUUCGACAACAGUAGACCAGCGCUGGAUCACAAAUGUUCAUGUGGGUUUCAAAUUCGCACAAGCUCUUUCAAAAGCAGCGGUAAAAUCGAGAUUGUUAACAUUAAGAACCCGAAAGUAGACAUGUCGAAAAAAACCGCCAAAUGCGACACCAAAAAACAUUUCCAGGAACACAGCGUCCCGGGCGAAAAGAGCGAGAGCGAUGUUCCUUGCCAGGAAGAUUCCCGGUUGCGGCUUUCGACGUCUUCGUCCGUUUCGAAGUCUCCGAGAUCGAUGAAGAACUUCGGGCUGGAUCCCUUAGACUCUAGAUCUGUCGACGAUUCUGCCGCCGGUGCGAGGCAGCGAAAAUUUUCUGUGUUUGGCGUGGGGAGAGCUCUUGGGAACUUCCUCUCCAAGGGAUCCAUGCCCGACCUUCCUCGCGCAACUGCCAAUUUUUGUGACAGAUUUGGAUCAUUGAAAAAGACGAUAAAAAAGCGUUCAGUGUAGAAUGGUACAAAGUUUAGACCUGCGCUACGGCGCACGCGCAAACACACACACAUUCGUGUGUGUGUGUGUGUAUAUAUAUAUAUAUAUAUAUACACACCAUUUCCCACACCAAUUUUAAUAUGUUCAAGAAAAUUUCAUACGUUGUUAUGAAAAUGAUAUGUCACGUAUUAUCUGAAAAAUAACUUGGAUAAAACAAUCAGUGCAUUUGACAUUUAAAUUCUUGAUAUCAUGCAUGCUUAUCAGCGAGCGCUUCUUCAUUCUCGAGAGCACUGCCUGUAAUCUAGGAACCAAAGAAGUUUGAAUGAAUCAUUAAGGGAGCCAUUGGUUUCAGAUACUUCCAUUAACUUGAUGAAAUCGGAUGUUUAUUGAAGUCAAUUAGUUAUAACUAAUCAAAAUCUGUUAAUUCAAAAUAUUUUGUAACAUACACAUUAAAAAAAAGGGUUUAUAUAA
This is a messenger RNA of Penaeus chinensis, 2307 nucleotides long. RefSeq lists its product as uncharacterized. Gene Ontology annotation, molecular function: GTPase activity; GTP binding. The record is from RefSeq and is a predicted model, not a curated record. NCBI's taxonomy places the organism in Eukaryota, Metazoa, Arthropoda, Malacostraca, Decapoda, Penaeidae. The coding region runs from base 1 to 1857 and encodes 618 amino acids. The transcript has 6 exons.